GUUUGUGGAUCUUGAACAUGCGUCGGAAAUGGAGAUCUAGACCCGGGACUGGUACAAAAGCUAAGUUUGUGAAUCUUGAAACAUGUCGUGAAUGGAGAUCUGGACUCAGAACUGGUACAAAAGCUAAGUUUGUGGAUCUUGAAAAUGCAUCGUGA
Messenger RNA from Ambispora leptoticha, 155 nucleotides. NCBI's taxonomy places the organism in Eukaryota, Fungi, Glomeromycota, Glomeromycetes, Archaeosporales, Ambisporaceae. The record is from the annotation of a GenBank genome assembly.